This is a messenger RNA of Erpetoichthys calabaricus (reedfish), 793 nucleotides long. RefSeq lists its product as uncharacterized. Gene Ontology annotation, cellular component: trans-Golgi network. The record is from RefSeq and is a predicted model, not a curated record. The coding region runs from base 33 to 764 and encodes 243 amino acids. NCBI's taxonomy places the organism in Eukaryota, Metazoa, Chordata, Cladistia, Polypteriformes, Polypteridae. The transcript is spliced from 4 exons.
UUCUCCUGAGUCUUCUUGUUUCAGUGACGGUUAUGCGCCCCUCUGUUUCCUUGUCCACCUCCUCCUUCUCUUCUUCUUCUUCCAAGGCAGGUUGCUUCAAGGUGAACCCAUGCAAAUGCAUGAUGGAAGAUGGCUCAGGAGUCAUCAACUUGUCAGCAUUGGACAGCAUCAAGGGCUUUCUGGAGAGAGACAGGGGCCUGGCUGUCGUCACAGAAGUGCUGGUCCUCUACAGCCCCUGUCAGCCACUCAGUGAGCCCACCGUCCCUGCUGCGUCCAACUGCCAGGGAGAAGCUGUGUGCCUCACUUUCAGCGGGCGCCACACCCCACUUGAGGAAUACGUCAGCUUUGGAAGACACGACGGCAAUGAAUUUCACUACAACAACCGGACCCAAAUUCUCUCAGUCACCUACCACACCUCACAAAAUCCACUCCUUAAGACCACCAUCCACUUCCACUGCAGCACCAACCACUCGGUGUCCUUCUCCAAAGUCCUGGAAGGGUCGGAGACUUUCGAGAUGUUUGUGGAGAGCCCGUGCGUCUGCCCGAAUAAAUGCUCGGUCGAGGACGUCGGCCCCGCCACCGUCAUUCUCAUCAUCUUCUGCAUCUCAGCAGCCGCAUAUUUGAUUUUAGGGUCAUGUGCCUUUCGACCAAUCAGAACCGCCGAUGGCAUUCUAAUCUUUCCAGAAGACCACCUCUGGUGCCUGCUAUGCCAAACCUUCAGUGAAGACGGGGGAAGGACGCAGAGGAGGACGUAUUUGUACUAAAAGGGGGGGGGGGGGGUCGUACCUCAUCU